Molecule: messenger RNA, 1329 nt
Organism: Colletotrichum gloeosporioides
Lineage: Eukaryota; Fungi; Ascomycota; Sordariomycetes; Glomerellales; Glomerellaceae
Exons: 2
Coding region: 1-1329 (442 amino acids)
Source: RefSeq, a predicted model, not a curated record
AUGUCCGAGAAAUUCAAGUCCAGCAUCGAACUGGAAGUCGCCCGUUAUUACCCGACGCAGCGUCUCAACCUCUAUUCCUAUAAACCGGUCGAUCCUUACGGCGUCAAGGGUUACAUUCCAAACCCACUCCCAGCUGACCUUCCCCCUGGCUGGGUUCGGGGCUUCGACCCGACCAAAUUGCUGCCAACUCCCGACAUUAUCCUCGAGAUCGUAAGACCGCUAUCAGCCGGUAAAAAGAAAACGGCUCAGAUCACUGUCUGCAAGACACUGCAGCAUCUCCGCAGCCACGAGUCUAGCGUCCACGGUCCCCGUAAGGGCGGCAUUUGGCCAGAAUUGAUCGUUUGCAAGUCCUUUGACGCCGUAUUCUUCCCACCUUUUCCCGGUUGCAGCGCAGACAAGAUGGCCGAGAAAGCCCUCAGUCGGGAGAAUGGCGCCUAUCGACACCUGUACGCCAAGAGCUUCACCGGUUUCCCGCAUAUCACGCCGGAGUUCUACGGAUCCUAUGUGGCAGUAUUCGACCUCGGCCUCGACGGAAAAAAGCAAAGGGUGUAUAGAUGUGCUUCGGUUAUCCUUAUGGAAUACGUCGAUGGUCUGUCCGUCGAAUCACUGUGUCGACGCCAUCCUGAGACUCGAGAUUUGAUCCCUCGCAAUACGACCCAUGUCUUCCAUCAGAAUACAAACGGCCGACGCAUCUCGCUUUCGCUGCACAAAGAGACCAGGCAGGAAAUUGGGAUGGAAUUUGGCAAUGUCGACCCAGACCAAGCCCUUAUCACCAUGCGCCAUGACCAAUAUGACCUGGUCCAACCGCGCCUCGUGAUCCUGGAUUACACCCACACUCAUGUCUGGUGCAUGACAAAAACCGGCAAGACUAACCCAAGGCACCCCAUCACCGAGUUUCAGAAGCUUCCCAGCCCGACACAUCCUUCCGAGCUCUUCGACACGGACUGGUUUAGCCACUGGAUUGGAUGGUGGCCGUCGUCGUUCUGUCACAAAGCCCAAAGCGAAGACGAGGAGAUGGAGCUGGAGUAUGCGAGGGAUUCGAACGGUGAUCUGGUCAAGGACGAGAAUGGCCGGUUUCUGUGCAGAAACGAAGUCGAGUUUGAGGUUUGGAUGUUGAAGGUGUGGGGUCCCCGUGAGGAAGGAAGGUACUCCGUCAGGGAGACACUCAACCGGAUUCGGGAUGAUGAGAAGAAGAAGACGAAAGAAAAGGUCGUUGCUGCAGAGACGGAAGCCGCGGCGGAAACUGAUGCGCUAAUGCUGGCGCUGGGCCUGAGAAAUCCCAAAUCUGACAUCGACGCAGACGACAAGGACCGGUCGAGGAGCCAGUGA